CGACGUCACCUCUAAACGUCAAAUUUGACAUUAUCAUUUAAAAAUUGCCAAUUAGUGAUAACAAUAUUGAUAACAAUGCUAUCUUUAUUACGAAAUCGCCUUAUACCCAUAUAUUUCAGCGUGGCUGUUUAUUACGUGAUAAUACCCAUUGGCUUCGUGACAAAGUGGUGGUUGACAAAUGAAAUUAUGGCCCCUAAUGGCACUAUUCUUGUAACUGGAGGCGCCGGUUACGUCGGAUCUCAUACAGUAGUUGAAUUACUUCAAAAUAAUUAUUCAGUUAUUGCUAUCGAUAAUUUGGUCAAUUGUUACGCUGAGAAGAACCAGAAGCCGGAAUCUUUGAAACGGGUUGAGCAGAUUACGAAAAAAACGAUCGUUUUUCAUGAUGUGGAUAUUAGGAAUAGGGACGCUUUGGAUAAGAUUUUUAAAAGCCAUAAAAUUGAUGCAGUCAUUCAUUUCGCCGCCUUGAAAGCUGUGGGAGAGUCAGUACAGAUUCCUUUAGCUUACUAUCAGAAUAAUAUUGCUGGAUCUAGUACACUUUUUGAGGUAAUGCAAAGCAAUGGGGUAAAGAAAGUCGUUUUUUCGUCGUCUGCUACUGUAUAUGGGAUUCCUCAGUUCUUGCCCAUCACUGAAGAGCAUCCCACAGGACAAAAUUGCACGAACCCAUAUGGGAAAACUAAAUAUUUUGUGGAAGAAAUUUUGAAGGACGUGUGUACGUCAGAUCCUGAAUGGAAGGUGAUUUUAUUACGCUAUUUCAACCCGGUCGGUGCCCACAGUUCAGGCCAAAUUGGCGAAGACCCAUCUGGGAUUCCUAAUAACUUGAUGCCAUAUAUUUCUCAGGUAGCUGUAGGGCGUAGAGAAAAACUCUCCGUUUUCGGCAACGAUUACGAAACCAAAGAUGGAACAGGAGUCCGCGAUUACAUCCACAUCACGGACUUGGCAGUGGGACAUUUAAAAGCCAUUGAAAAAAUGAACCAAAAGGACUUUAAGGGCUGGAAAGCAUAUAACCUAGGCACAGGCCAGGGUUACUCAGUAUUAGACUUAGUCAACGCAUUUAGCAAAGCUUGUGGAGGCAAAAUUAAGUACGAAUUUGCACCUAGAAGAGAGGGCGAUAUUGCCAGUAGCUACGCAGACCCAAGUCUGGCAAAAAAAGAACUUCAAUGGGUCGCUACGCGAGGCUUAGACGAGAUGUGUGUCGACACGUGGCGGUGGCAGAAGCAAAACCCGAACGGGUUCCAUAAACAAUGAUGCAUUUGUUUUAGUUGCAUAUUAUGAAUAUUUACACAGAGCAUUUAUAAAACCAGUGAUUUAUUCGUUUUAGUUAGAAGGGAACAUAUUGUAUGUAACAUAUUUAUACAAUCUGUGACGAAAAUAAAACAUAUUUUUUUAA
Molecule: messenger RNA, 1387 nt
Organism: Zophobas morio
Lineage: Eukaryota; Metazoa; Arthropoda; Insecta; Coleoptera; Tenebrionidae
Product: UDP-glucose 4-epimerase
Exons: 5
Coding region: 76-1245 (389 amino acids)
Biological process (GO): beta-D-galactose catabolic process via UDP-galactose, Leloir pathway
Cellular component (GO): cytosol
Molecular function (GO): UDP-glucose 4-epimerase activity
Source: RefSeq, a predicted model, not a curated record